AUGACGACGUCGGCGAGCGAGGUCUCGGUGUGCUCGCACCUGUUCACGGUGAAAGGCUACGCCCACACCAGGGGCAUCGGCGUGGGCAGCGCCAUCGAGUCGCCGGCGUUCGACGCGGCCGGCCACCGCUGGUCCGUCGCGUUCUUCCCGGACGGCGACGAACAGGACUCGAGGGGGCACAUCUCCGUCUACAUCAAGCUCGUCGGCGGCACCGGAGACGCCACCGUGCUCUACGGCUUCAGCCUCGUCGACCCGACCGGCGCCGCGCCGGACCCGGAGGCCUCGAAUGUUGCCACGUUCCGGAGCGGAGCCUACAGGGGUAUCGACCGUUUCAUGGAGCACCAGACCUUCGAGGCGUCCCCGUACCUGCGGGACGACUGCUUCACCAUCAAGUGUGUCAUCGGCGCCGUCAAGGGGCCCGGUCCGCCGCCGCUGCCGGUGGCGGCCUCGGAGCUGCACCACGAUUUCGACCGACUUGUGGUGGACGGCGGCAGUUCGACGCCGACUGAGCAAGCCGUGCUGCUCUACUCAUCAGCAAGAUAA
This is a messenger RNA of Sorghum bicolor (sorghum), 543 nucleotides long. Its product is annotated as BTB/POZ and MATH domain-containing protein 2. The coding region runs from base 1 to 543 and encodes 180 amino acids. NCBI's taxonomy places the organism in Eukaryota, Viridiplantae, Streptophyta, Magnoliopsida, Poales, Poaceae. The record is from RefSeq and is a predicted model, not a curated record. Gene Ontology annotation, molecular function: protein binding. Gene Ontology annotation, biological process: protein ubiquitination. The transcript has a single exon.